Molecule: messenger RNA, 1979 nt
Organism: Nematostella vectensis (starlet sea anemone)
Lineage: Eukaryota; Metazoa; Cnidaria; Anthozoa; Actiniaria; Edwardsiidae
Exons: 4
Coding region: 277-651 (124 amino acids)
Source: RefSeq, a predicted model, not a curated record
UGACCUCUCCAGGGUAGGGACGUGAGAGAUUGCUACCCACUAAUAUCGCAGGUGCUGAACCAAAGACAACAUAUUGUCGAACAAAAUAACGACUUUAGACCAAAUUUGCUGCGUUAUACCAACUAGAGGACCAUUACAACGUAAGUUAAUACGAUUGUAAUAUGUAACAGUGGAGUGUAGAUUCAUGAUGCCGACAUGGCCACGAAUAAGAUCGUGUUUACAACAUCCUGUACACUUAUAACCUGAUAACUUAAAAUUCACGAUAAACCGGAAAACAUGGAUCUUCUAUUUUAUGUGAUCCUUAUUGUGGUGAUAGUUUUGAAGAUUGUGUUUUGGAUAUUUUAUUUUUAUGCAAGAAACAGAAGACGACAACAGAUGUUGCUGCUUAGAAAUGGUGUUGAGCAGGUUCCGGAUGGAACACGGCAAUACGAAGAGCAUCCAGCAGUUCCUCAGCCAGCAUACAUGUUUACCCAAUACCCCUUUGGACCAGAUAUGCCGGCGACAUUCCAGAUCCCACCAGAGUACACUGUGGAAGAUCCAAUAAAGAUUGACCAGCCCCCUCCCCCAUAUAUGGACACAAUAACUGUAGAGCCGUCCACACACAUUGAUGUCAGUGACACCGAAAGGCUUGUGGAUAAUCAAGAGAAUUGAUCCAGGUGCUGGGUAUAGCUGUAUGGGAGUGGUUUUUAUUGGAUGGAAAACACACAUUACACAGCAUGUUGGACAGCAUUAAAAUGUGUUCCCAUAGUCUCUUCAACUGGAAAUAGACAUCAUCAUAGUCUAUUUGUGACCACAGACACCAUCAAGGUGUCUUCAAGAUAUUAAAAUAGAUAGUUAUUUUCCUGAGAUGGCCUUGGCUGUUUCAAAUUUUUUUUUAACUCUGUUGAGUGUUACUAUUAGGGACAAAACUGCCUACUGUGGCUGCUAACGGCUGAAUAGUUAACUCAAGUUAUAGCCGAUUUUGAUGUAUCACAAUUUUUUUUUGGCUUUUGGGAUUUUCUGUUCUGUCAGUAAAACCAUUCUGAGCCAAUCAGAGUCUCAUUUUGUGCACUUUCCUGGCUUCCCUCUGGAUAAAAACCAUAAGUGUUGAAACAGAAAGCCAGUCCACUGCACUAGGCAAGAGAUGCCAAGAAUCUGACUGGCCGAACAGAAAAUCCCAAAAGACAAAAACAAAUAGAUGUUUUGAAAAUGAGGCAUCGCGAUACAUCGAAAUUGGCUAUAACAUGGGUUAACAUAAAAAAAAUACUUUUCAAUCAGCUACACCCUAGAAAAUGUAAAUACUAAUUGUAUAUAGUAGCAAAUCACAUUGGAUGGUAAGAAACUCCAUAGUUCCUCUAUUGCCAUGUUUUUUUAUCAAAAUAGUCAGUGUUCAGCUAUUGCAAAUGAGCACACAGUCAUUGCAAACCAAGCACUGGUCAAAGCCUACUUAGAAAAUGUUUUUGAGCUGGGUACAAUACAUAGUACCUGUCAUUUUUUUCUUACCACUGUUCAGAUCAUGAAAUAGGGUAUUGUGUAAGUUUUGAAUAGAGAGUAAUAACUGGGAUUUUAUUUUUCCAAAAUAGCAAUCAUAAAUUCAAAAGUAAUAUUUCACAGUAGGUAUUUCAAACAUGGUUGCAAAAUGUUUUUUUUAUCGCUGCUUAAAAUGAUGCACUAAUGGUUUUUAACCAUUUUCUUCUGUAAUUAUAGGGUCUUUUCCCUUGUCCUAACUUCCCUCUGUCCACUACUAUCACUGGUGGGUAUAGGAUUUUAUGCUGUUAUUUUUUUUUAUAUAACAGAUACUUCCAUAAGAAUGCAAUUCCAAUCCUGACGUAUGUCCACAAAGGUUAUAAACUGUAUUAUCUGAACUUGAUCGAUCUUUACAUCAUUAGCAAGUAUAACCCUAUUUUAGUUUGACAUUGGUGUAGGUAAAAUUUUGCAUACAAAGAUCCUUAAGAUGCACUAAAUGUUUCUUUGGGUGCCAAUAAAAGGCUGACAAAUAA